UGUUGCUGUUAUAGACGAAACUUUAACUGCAGGUAAUGCUCGACAACACCGUGAUUUAUUAACACGACAAAGUCAAGAUAUAAUACAUAAAUCAUGGAUAUCAAAACGUACAAGUGCACGACAAGCAGCUGAUGUUUUAUUAUCAUCAUAUGAACGUUUUAUGAAAAUAAUUAAUACAACAAGUGGAAAUUUAGAAAAUUUUCAUGUACAAUUAUCAAAUUUAAGACAACGUUGGAAAAUAAGAAAACAAACAAAUACAAAUAAAUAUUUAGGAGAUUUAUCAUUUCGAUCAGCUGGUUCAUUCUAUCCAUUUAAAAUGCAAUUUGAAGUAACAAAAGCUGAUAGUCAUAAACGUACACAUAAUAAUUCUAUUGAUGUUAUUAUACCGGAAGAAUUACAAGUUCGUGUUAUAUUAAAAAUUGAUAUUGAAACGAAAGAUGGACAAAUUUUACUUCGAACAUAUUCAACAAUGAUGGCUAAUGAUACAAUAAUAAAUAAUAAUGAUAAUAGUUUUGAUUCCAUAUUAGAAAAUGCUCAACGUACAGUUUUUUUAAAAGAACUUUUUUCACAAGUAAAUUUUUGA
Molecule: messenger RNA, 583 nt
Organism: Rotaria sp. Silwood2
Lineage: Eukaryota; Metazoa; Rotifera; Eurotatoria; Philodinida; Philodinidae
Source: the annotation of a GenBank genome assembly